This is a messenger RNA of Dothidotthia symphoricarpi CBS 119687, 1099 nucleotides long. RefSeq lists its product as uncharacterized. The transcript is spliced from 2 exons. The coding region runs from base 137 to 742 and encodes 201 amino acids. NCBI's taxonomy places the organism in Eukaryota, Fungi, Ascomycota, Dothideomycetes, Pleosporales, Dothidotthiaceae. The record is from RefSeq and is a predicted model, not a curated record.
CAUUUGCGAGAGUGUUAACAUAUUCUCCCAAUCAGGUAGCGCCAGCCGCUGGGCCAAUGCCUCUGACUACACAGUAUGUUCUCUUCCCUAAAUGGCAAUGAUAUGCCCUCACUAAAUCUGGAGACGCAGAUAUAGUAUGAACACUAUACACUCAGUUGCAGCAUACCCUAGCUCAGCGAACACUCGGCACUGGCCUGUAAACGCUGAGGUUAGCAGCAUGCAGAGCAGUUUGUACCAGGGUGAUAUUCUGGAUCAAUGGUGCCUUCAUCCCGACGUACAGAUUUCAGAUUCGUUUUCGCCAGGAACAAGUCACCUUGAUGCAGAGUAUAAUCAGUAUACCAGUCACGCCGAAUGCGCUUCGAACCAAGUCCAGACCACCAAGGAUACCCAACAAUCGUCAUCUCCCAGUACUGGAGAGGCAAUUCAGGGAUCGGAUGCCUUACCGUUUCGGCAAUCAAGUCCAGAAGAGUCGGCCUUUGUCAAAAUCGCCACUGUCUACAGCCCUGGUAGCUCUAGCACGGCGGUAUUUAGCUGUCAAUCCCCUGGAUGCGCGGGCCGAACAUUUAGUCGGUGGCCCGAUUUCAAGAGGCACUAUGACGGGGCGCAUGCGCUUGAGAAGACCAUUUACUGGUGCCAUGUGUCUGAGUGCGAGCGUAGCGAGGCAGACGGGAAAAGUCCAUUUCCAAGAAAAGAUAAGAUGAAGGACCAUGUUAGAAAAGUGCACUCGAUGGACUGUCCCUAGUGCAAGGAGACAUGGUGAUCGUUGUGGAUGUAUGGAUUGUAUUUGGCCUGAUGCGUCUGCUUAGGUGGAGAUUUCGACAUGAAUUGAUGCACUCAAAUUUUACAUUUACCGGCGUUGGGGAAGGGAGGAAAGUUCAGGCGGGGUAGAUUCGACAAGGAUUCUCUUUACGGUCAGUUGAACAUGGGUAGAUCCGCCGGUUAAAUGUGACAAAGACAGGAUUAGACAACUGGUCACUGUGUCAGCUUAUUGUCGGAAGCUUGAAGUGGUUGCGUGGUAUUGAGCACAAGGAGGGUAAGGUGAAUUUCGUGUCUCGCAUGAGUUAAGCUCACGUAUACUGUAGUUUGUCAAAAUCUGAUC